GCUCGGUAGGGCCAAGGGGGGGCGGGCAGCUGAUAAUAGACGAUAUGUCUGUCCUUGAGCUAUGACAGCCCAGGGGUUACCCAUCUGUAUUCCCCGGACACUCAGCUGUUCCAGCGCCUAUCUUCUGGCACCAUGUUGGGGGUUUUUGUCAGAGCUGCGCUGCGUCCGGGCAUUGCAAAUCCAUGCCGAUUACUCAGAACGGUAACCCAGAUACCAGAAAGGACCUUUGUGCAUCAGGAGGGUUUGCCAAAGCUGCCCGUUCCACCUUUGAAGCAAACAUGCGAGCGCUACCUGGCUGCUUUGGAGCCUAUUGUCAGCGAGGAAGAGCUGGAGCACACCCAGAUGCUAAUACAGGACUUCCUAAAGGGCGGCGUCGGAGGAAGGCUCCAGAAGGAACUGGAGAGACGUGCGAGGAAGACGGAUAACUGGCUGUCAGAGUGGUGGAUGCAAACAGCAUAUCUGGACUGUCGCAUGCCCCUGGCCGUCUACACCAGCACCGGACUCGCCUUGCCUCGAAUGCACUUUGAGGAUCGACAAGGCCAGAUGCGGUUUGCUGCCAAACUCAUUGCAGGGGUUUUGGACUUUAAAAGAAUGGUUGACACCGAAACACUGCCUGUUCAGUAUUUGAAUGGGAAGCCUUUAUGCAUGGACCAGUAUUACCAGAUUCUGUCCUCGUGUCGUAUCCCCGGUCCGAAGAGAGAUACAGUGGUGCAUUACUCUGCAGGUGCUACACCUCCUAGUCACAUCACCGUGGUUCACAACUUUCAGUUCUUUGUUUUAGAUGUUUAUAACAGCGAUGGCACCCCGCUGACAGUAGAUCAGAUCACCAUGCAGCUGGAGAAGAUCUGGAAUUCUUCUUUACAAACUAAUAAAGAACCAAUCGGCAUCCUGACGUCACAACACCGCAACACCUGGGGGAAAGCUUACAACAACCUGAUAAAGGACAGGACCAAUAAGGAUUCGGUCCGUGCUAUCCAGAAGAGCAUCUUUACCGUGUGUUUGGACGCUCCGAUGCUCAGAGUUUCCGAUGAGAUGUAUAUGAGCCGCGUGGCGGCCCAGAUCCUCCAUGGAGGAGGGACGCGUUGGAACAGUGGCAACCGCUGGUUUGAUAAAACACUGCAGUUCAUUGUGGGUGAAGACGGUACAUGUGGACUGGUCUAUGAACAUGCUCCCACCGAAGGUCCACCCAUCGUCUUUCUAAUCGAUUACGUGGUUAAAUACAUGCAGAGACCUGAGAUGGUUCGCUCCCCUAUGGUCCCCCUGCCCAUGCCUCAGAAGCUUCGCUUUAACAUCACACCCGAGAUCAAGAGAGACAUUGAGAAAGCCAAGCAAAAUAUGAACAUAAUGGUGCAGGACUUAGAUGUAAAGGUUAUUGCAUUUUCACAUUUUGGAAGAAAUGUGCCAAAGCAGCAUCGGCUGAGUCCAGAUGCGUUUGUGCAAAUGGCUCUACAGUUAGCCUACUUUAGGAUGUAUAAUGUUUGCUGUCCUACAUAUGAGAGUGCAACGCUGAGAAUGUUUAAAUUUGGACGCACAGAGGCAGUCCGUUCAACUACUGUGGACUCACUAAAGUUUGUUCAGGCAAUGGAAGAACCGUCUGUGCAGAACACAGAGCGGGUGGCGCUGCUGCAGAAGGCCGUUCAAACUCACAAGGAAAACACACUUAAUGCAAUUAAUGCACAAGGGAUCGACAGGCAUCUGCUUGGGCUAAAAAUGCAGAGUAUUGAAGAUCUGACCUCCAUGCCUGAGAUAUUUAUGGAUACAUCAUAUGCAGUAGCUCAUCAUUUUAAUCUCUAUACCAGCCAGGUUGGUUCCAAGACGGAUUGUGUGAUGUGUUUCGGUCCAAUGGUGCCAGAUGGCUACGGGGUGUGUUACAAUCCCAUGGAUGAGCAUAUCAACAUCGCCAUCACGGCCUUCAACAGCUGUGAGGAGACAAACGCUGCCAACUUCGCCCAGGCUGUAAAGAAAGCCUUGUUGGACAUGAGAGUUCUCCUGGAAGAAACAGCCGGGACCAGACAGUGAUCCCACACAUGAGCGCGGCGCGUGUGCAUGAAGCUGAAACUAAAUCUUGUCGUUGCCAGCGUCGUUGGCCGAGCACCACGCUGGGAAAGGAGAAUUAAGAGGAAACCUGUUACCAAAGGGUUUGUGGAAAACGCAAAACGUGUGACUUUAAAUGCACUGCCUUUAAAAGGAGAAAUGCUCUAUGAUAGAUGUGUAUUUUGAAAUGUUGUUAAAGCGAUUGUAAUGUUGCAAAGAGUUUUUUGUGGUCUAUAUUUUAAAUGUCCCAUGUGGAUCCUAACAGA
Cyprinodon tularosa is the source of this 2300-nucleotide messenger RNA. RefSeq lists its product as uncharacterized. The record is from RefSeq and is a predicted model, not a curated record. Lineage: Eukaryota; Metazoa; Chordata; Actinopteri; Cyprinodontiformes; Cyprinodontidae. Gene Ontology annotation, biological process: carnitine metabolic process, CoA-linked. Gene Ontology annotation, molecular function: carnitine O-acetyltransferase activity. Gene Ontology annotation, cellular component: peroxisome. Bases 133 to 2019 code for a protein of 628 amino acids. The transcript is spliced from 14 exons.